GAAGAGUGAGCGUAAGUUUUCCUUUUAUUACAAGAUAAGAAUAUAAGGUCGUGAAACAAAAACCAUAACAAUAGGUUUGCUGAACUCUAUACACAGCAACUAAAGUGAAGAGUAUUCAAAGAUCGAUUUCUUCAUUGACUUCAUUGAUUUCUUGAAAUCACAAAUUAUCCAUGUCUUCCUCACCAAGUUUAUUUUCUGAUGAAAAUUUAUGCAACGUUGAUUGGGAUGCUGAUCUUGAUGGCAUGAAAUUCUCCAAGUAUACCAGUCGUCAUUGGGAUGAUCACGAAUAUAAUUCUAACAUAUUCAGAAAUCACGACGUGUUCUUGGGUUUCAGAGGAGAAGACACUCGUGCAUCUUUCACUUCACAUCUCUCCGCCUCUCUUCAAAACGCCGGAAUUAUGGUUUUCAAGGACGAUCAAUCGCUCCAAAGAGGAGAUCACAUCUCAUCGGCAUUACUUCGAGGAAUCUACGGUUCUAGAAUUUCUAUUAUCGUGUUCUCGGUAAACUACGCUGGUUCGCGAUGGUGUCUUCAAGAGUUGGUUAGAAUAAUGGAGUGUAAACGAAAUGUUGACCACGUGGUACUGCCUGUGUUCUAUGGUGUAGAUCCGUCGGAAGUUCGACGUCAAACCGGUGAGUUUGGAAAAGCUUUUGGAAACAGCACUUUUGAAUUGGACAAUUUCAUGAAGCAAAGUUGGAGAGAUGCACUUCAUGAUGCUGGUGGCCUUGCAGGAUUUGUUGUCCAAAAUUACAGGAAUGAAAAUGAGGUUAUCAAGGAUAUUGUUAAAAAUGUUACACACAUACUUGACAUAUCAGACUUGUUCAUUGUUGAUAAUCCGGUUGGAGUUGAAUCUCGAGUGCAAGAUAUGAUUCAACUUUUAGAAACUCGACAAUCAAAUGAUGUUAAACUACUAGGGAUAUGGGGGAUGGGUGGAAUCGGUAAAACCACCGUUGCAAAAGCCAUUUAUAAUAAAAUUGGCCGCGAUUUUGAAGGUAGAAGCUUUCUUGCAAAUAUUAGGGAGGUUUGGGAGGAAGUUCGUGGACAAUUGUGUUUACAGGAACAACUUAUGUACGAUAUUUUCAAAGAAACAACCAAGAUACAAAGCAUUGGAUCAGGAAAAUCUAUACUAAAGAGAAGAUUGUGUGAAAAAAGAGUAUUAGUUGUACUUGAUGAUGUGAAUGAACUGGACCAAGUAUAUGCUUUGUGUGGAAGUUGUAAAUGGUUUGCUCCGGGGAGUAGAAUAAUCAUCACAACCAGAGAUAAACAUAUAAUUAGAGGGGAUAGAGUUAACAAAAUAUACACAAUGAAAGAAAUGGAUGAAAGUGAAUCUCUUGAGCUUUUUAGUUGGCAUGCAUUCAAGCAAAUGAGUCCUAGAGAAGAUUUUUAUGAAAUUUCUAAAAAUGUAGUUAAGUAUUCAGGGGGGUUGCCGCUAGCUCUGGAAGUCCUCGGGUCUUAUUUGUUUGAUAGAGAGUUAUUAGAGUGGAUUUGUGUAUUGGAGAAACUCAAAAGAAUUCCCAAUGAUCAAGUACAUAAAAAGUUAAAAAUAAGCUAUGAUGGUUUAAAUGAUCAUACAGAGAAAGAGAUAUUCCUUGACAUAGCUUGCUUCUUUAUUGGGAUGGAUCGAAAUGAUGUUAUUCAUAUAUUAAAUGGCUGUGAACUUUUCGCAGAAAUUGGAGUACGCAUUCUUGUUGAGCGAAGCCUUGUAACUGUUGAUGAUAAGAACAAACUCGGAAUGCAUGAUUUACUGCGGGAUAUGGCAAGAGAAAUCAUUCGUAAGAAAUCACCAAAGAAGCCUGAGAAACGUAGCAGGUUGUGGUUUCACGAGGAUGUGUUCUAUGUAUUGUCAAAACAUAAUGGAAGAAAAGCUGUCGAGGGACUGGCUUUGAAGGUGCCAGGUCUUAGUACAAAACGUUUUAGUACCAAAGCAUUUAAAGACAUGGAAGAACUCAGAUUGCUUCAACUUUCUGGUGCACAACUUGAUGGAGAUUUUAAAUAUCUUUCAAGAAGUUUGAGAUGGCUGUACUGGAAUGGAUUUCCUUUAUCCUGCAUACCUUCAAAUUUCUACCAAAGAAAUUUAGUUUCCAUUGAGUUAGAAAACAGCAAUAUCAAACUUGUGUGGAAAGAGAUGCAGAGAAUGGAGAAGCUGAAAAUUCUUAAUCUUAGUCAUUCACAUUAUCUGACUCGGACCCCUGACUUUUCAAACUUACCUAAUCUUGAAAAGCUAAUACUCAAAGAUUGUCCAAGGCUCUCCGAGAUUUCUCAUAGCGUUGGACAUCUCAAAAAAGUUCUUCUGAUAAAUUUGAAAGACUGUAUUAGACUUUGUAACCUUCCAAGAAACAUCUAUACGUUGAAAUCUCUGAAAACUCUCAUUCUAUCUGGAUGUUUAAUGAUUGACAAGUUGGAAGAAGACUUGGAGCAGAUGGAAUCUCUAACCGCUCUGAUUGCAGAUAACACUGCUAUAACAAAAGUGCCCUUUUCCGUUGUAAGGUCAAAAAACAUUGGAUAUAUUUCUCUGUGUGGAUACAAAGGAUUCUCCCGUGACGUGUUUCCUUCUAUCAUUUGGUCUUGGAUGUCACCAACAAAUAAUCUCUCACCCAAUGACAUGUCAUCCCUUGUUUCAAUAAAUGCAUCAAAUAGUAUUUCCCACAAUCUAUCAUCUAUUUCCAAUGUCCUUCCUAAGCUUCAAAGCCUUUGGCUGGAGUGUGGAUCGGAUCUUCAACUAUCACAAGAUGCAACAAUAAUUUUGAAUGCUUUAAGUACAACAAGUUCUAAGGAAUUGGAAUCAACUGCAACUACAUCACAAGUACUAGAUGUGAAGACUUCUUCAUUAAUUGAAUGUCGCAGUCAAGUGCAAGUUUCAACAACAAAACAUUCCAUGAAUUCUCUUUUAAUUCAAAUGGGAAUGAGUUGCCUAAUCACCGAUCUUCUAAAAGACAGGAUCUUACAGAAUUUGACUGUUGGGGGGUGUGGUAGUUUUUUGCUCCCCGGUGAUAACUACCCAGAUUGGUUAACCUUCAACUCUGAAGGUUCUUCUGUAAUUUUUGAAGUCCCUCAAGUGGAAGAGCGUAACUUGAAGACAGUUAUGUGCAUUGUCCAUUCUUCAAGCCCAGAUGACAUUACAUCAUAUGGCCUUAAAACUGUGUUGGUGAUAAAUCGCACAAAGGCCACCAUUCUACUCUAUAAGAGAGAGGCGUUAUCCUCCUUUGAAAACGAGGAGUGGCAGAGAGUAGUAUCAACCUUGGAACCUGGUGACAAAGUGGAGAUUGCUGUUGUUUUCGGGAGCAGUUUCUUUGUGAUGAAGACUGCAGUUUAUCUCAUAUAUGAUGAACCAAUAGGCAAAAAAUUGGAGCGAUGUCAUGCACCAGAUAAGAAUGUUCUUGUUGGUAGUGGUGAUGAAAAUGAACGCACUGUCAAGAGGAUCUCUCCUCAAGUAGAGCCUGAGUAUGAUUUUAAACAAGAACAGAAGAGAAGAAAACUUGACUGAAGCGGGGUAUUGCUGGUUGUGGCAGAUUGAUGAAUUAUGUGAGUUUCCACUGUCAAGAGGAUCUCUCCUCAAGUAGAAGCCUGUUUGAUAUCAGUUACUAUUAAAUCUUUGAAGGAAGUCAUAUGAAAAGUCUAACAAUAUGUUCCAGAACUGUUUCAGAGACACACUAGCCCGAUGUUGAGGAUAUAAGUUUGUUGUUCCGCUUCUUCCUUACUUCAGCUUGACUGGAUUCGUUACUGCGGGUUUUCCCUUUCUUGGUAGUGCAUCUUCAUCAUUAGUUACACUAAACCUGUCUUGUUAAAACCUCGAGAACAUUGAAUAGAAAGAACCAUUGUCCAUUGCACAUGUACACAUACUUAUCAUAUUACCAAAGUUUUAAAUUGUAGUCCGGUUUUAAAGUGUAGUCCGUGACUGCGGUUGAAACUUUAAAGUCAAGAGUUUUGGGUACCUCUGACUAAUUUCCCUCAACAAAUUAUAGUUCAAUUGCCUCAAGGCCUCAUCUGUGUCCACUAAUUCAACUGCUAUUGCAUCCACUCCGGUCUCUCCCUGCGAGAAUUGAAUUAAAGGAGGAUGCUUCCUUCCGUGUGGAAAUAUGGUAGGUAUAUUUAUACCACAAUUCCGCCCAAGAAACCCAGUAACUCCAAUUCUUGGGAUGCUUUGCAGCAAAGCUUCGUAAAUAAGCCUCAAGACACCAAUUAACUACCUCUGUUUGACCAUUGCCUAACUUAAGAAAACUUAGCUAUUCUUAAUGUCAACAAUCAUAACAAUUGAUAAAGAACUCAACGAUUAUGGAUCGUUAACCUUCAACUCAUUGCCUCCAAAAUAACUUUUCUUGUAAAAUUCAGACCCUAAUGAUAAUUAAAUUUGUGUGAGAUAUUUAGCUCCCAAAUAGUUGGAUUUAUCACUUGUAUCUUAGGUAUUUAGAUUAAUUUUUAUAUAUUUUUAACUGGUUAUGUUUAGUAAUGAGUACACUAGGUGCUCCACGUUUUAGUUUUACUUUGUUUUUUUGUUUUUAGUGUGUGUUUAGCACAUAUAACGAGCAUUGUCUCAAAACUUAUGUGAGAUCAAUUUUCAUAUAGAUUUUUAGCUCUCAAAUAGUUAGAUUCAUCCCUUAUAUCUCAGGUAUUUAGAUUGAUUUUUAUAUAUUUUUAAGUUGUUAUGUUUAGUAAUGAGCUCACUAGGUGCUCCACGUUUUAGUUUUACUUUGUUUUUACUGUGCGUGUUUAGCACAUAUGACGAGCAUUGUCAUGACACUUAUGUGAGACCAAUUCCCAACGGGUUUUGAGCCAUAAGAAAUUGGUUAUGAUUGUGACUUAAAGAUUGACACUGAUUUCAAGAAGAUUCUAGAAGAAGAAAUUAGGGUUUAGCACAUUAAUGGAUAAGGGUGAGCAAAAUCUACCAAAAACUGAAAAAGCAACUACAAAAGUGUUAAAGGAUCAUGUGUUACUCUCAUGUGCGAUGUGCAUUACUAAUACAUGUACUAGCAAAAGGGAAUUGCAAAAGCCUAUGGGCCAAAAAGGAAGACAUAUUGUAAUUGACAUAACCUUUAAUAAGCAUAUAUGCAAUGUAAGUGAAAACAAGUUGGAAGAAUUUUGCUGAGAAGAAGGAAGAACCAGAGUCCCAAAUUACAUAUCAUAUUAUGCUCUCGUCAAUUUUAAAAGGAAUAAAACAUUGAGAGACAUGUCAACUGGGGACAUUUGUUGUUGACAAACUAUAAGUGGUUGAAGUACUUUUCUUAAGUUUAUCAUUUUUAUUCUCUUUGUUUAUGAAUGUACAUUUACAAUUCCCAUUAUGUUGUAUUUGCUUUGCUUAAUUUGAACAAAACCUCAUUUAUUGAAUAAUGUGAAGUUUAACGAAAUAUUAAUCUUUUGAAUGAAAUGAAUGUGUUAUUGUGAUA
This is a messenger RNA of Lathyrus oleraceus (garden pea), 5379 nucleotides long. Its product is annotated as disease resistance protein RUN1. Lineage: Eukaryota; Viridiplantae; Streptophyta; Magnoliopsida; Fabales; Fabaceae. The record is from RefSeq and is a predicted model, not a curated record. Gene Ontology annotation, biological process: signal transduction; defense response. Gene Ontology annotation, molecular function: ADP binding. The coding region runs from base 171 to 3482 and encodes 1103 amino acids. The transcript is spliced from 5 exons.